GUUGGGUGACGUCAGACGCCGGACUCGGGAGUCAGGUGACAGCGCGGUGCUCGGUGACGUUGCGCGGUCGUUGGGCAGGUGACGGUGGGUGUUGGUGAUGGGACGCCACGUUUUCCUGACGGGCCUGCCAGGUGUUGGUAAAACAACCUUAAUUCACAAAACCAUAGAUGUCUUGAAAUCUUCUGGGGUUCCUAUUGAUGGAUUUUAUACUGAAGAAGUCAGGAAAAAUGGAAGAAGAAUUGGAUUUGAUGUUGUUACAGUAUCUGGUAAGCGAGGAACUUUGUCCAGAACUAGGGAUGAUACGGGUACUUUGAGCAGUGGAAGAUGCGAGUACAGAGUUGGUCAAUAUGUAGUAGAUAUUCCAUCCUUUGAGUGCCUGGCUCUCCCACUUCUCACAAAAGUUAAUGGCAAAGAUGACAAAGAAAAAAAGGUAUAUGUGAUAGAUGAGAUAGGGAAAAUGGAGCUCUUUAGUCAAUCCUUUAUCCAGGGUGUACGUCAAAUCCUAGAUGGAACUGGUGCCACUAUACUUGGAACUAUUCCGGUCCCUAAGGGAAAACCUUUGGGACUUGUGGAAGAAAUCAGAAGCAGAAGGGAUGUUAAAAUCUUCAAUAUUACAAAGGAUAAUAGGAACAGUAUUGUUAAAGAGAUUAUUGCAACGGUGCAAGACUGCAGAAAGCUGAAUGGAGACUGAAGAGUUAUCAAGAAUCUGAGAUUUGGAUUGUGAUAAUUAUACGAUGUAUGUGCUCUGUAAACAGCACAGGUGUUGAUGGGCCUUAGUUUUGUUUUAUGCUUUAGAUAUUUUUGUUUUUUUUCAAAGCAACCUUCAGUAAUGAUUAUGGAUUUCAAAUACUUCAACUUGCUCUUUCAGUUUCCAAGAUAAUAUGAUAAUUUGCUCUUGUAUAUAAAAGUGGUCAUUCUUACUUACCCUCUGAUUUAUGUGUGUGUUUAAUUUUGCACUGAAUACUUAGAAGAAUGUGUUGACAUUUGCUUUUUUGUAUAGUGAAGGAUCUCAAAGUGUGCUGAAUAUAUUUGUGAGGGAGCAUUGCUAGUCCUUCAACAGGAAAUUAUUUAAAAAUGAAGAUUUUCUAAAUGUUAGAAAGUUCAUUUGUUUUCAGUAUCUCUGGUAAUUAUUUUUGUCUUGGUAAUGAAAUUUGUUUGAAUACUGUAUUAAGGUUGCUCCCUCCAUCCAAUCUUCUUGAAUAAAUUCCUGGA
Messenger RNA from Mobula hypostoma (lesser devil ray), 1212 nucleotides. It is a transcript of the gene ntpcr, whose product is annotated as nucleoside-triphosphatase, cancer-related. The transcript has 5 exons. The record is from RefSeq and is a predicted model, not a curated record. Gene Ontology annotation, molecular function: ATP hydrolysis activity. The coding region runs from base 98 to 691 and encodes 197 amino acids. NCBI's taxonomy places the organism in Eukaryota, Metazoa, Chordata, Chondrichthyes, Myliobatiformes, Myliobatidae.